Molecule: messenger RNA, 1923 nt
Organism: Owenia fusiformis
Lineage: Eukaryota; Metazoa; Annelida; Polychaeta; Sabellida; Oweniidae
Source: the annotation of a GenBank genome assembly
AUUGCUUACUUGCUCGAUUUAUGCACGAUGGUUUUUUUCAUUUGAAAUCAAAAUGAUCUACAUAUUGCGCAUCAGGUUAAGCUGAGCUGGGAAUAGGGAAUUGAAAUAGGAAUUAAUAGACGAUUGGAACUUUUUCUAAUACAAUAUGUGGGUAACUUCGACAUCAUUUAGUAAUUAUCGAGAGUUAUCAAGCCGGGUGAUGGGUGUUUUGAUGUGGUAUCUCCAAAUCGUUGCCAUAGUAACGGGAGUCCUAAGGAUGUAUCUUGUGGAAGGGCUGUCCCAAGAUUUGAUGACGGCAGAGCUCUUGCUGAAAAAGUACCUGCUGGAAAACUAUGAUCCGUUUGUACGUCCGGUGAAAAACGCAUCUGAACCCGUAGUGGUAACAAUGGACUUGGCAUUGACUCAAAUAGUGGACGUGAGGGAGAAACAGCAAACAAUCAUGUCAUCAGUUUGGCUUCGAUUCGCAUGGAACGAUUAUUUCAUGCGGUGGAAUGAAUCCAAAUAUGAAGGAGUUAAAACAGUCCACCUUAAACAAACAGAUGUGUGGACUCCAGACAUCACUCUUUACACUAGUGUCCCCACAAGUCAGUUUUCCGACUCAAAGGACUACUUAGUAAAGGUUACAAGUGACGGAAGCGCUUACUGGUAUAUUCCAACAAGGUUUGUCAGUACAUGCAAGAUGGAUGUUCAGAACUUCCCCUAUGACGUGCAGAACUGUAAACUAAAGUUUGGCUCCUGGGCGUACGUAAGCACGGAGCUAGACCUACAGAACAAAUCAGACUCGGUGGACUUGGCGGCGUAUGAAUCGAAUGGAGAAUGGGAGUUGAUGUCAGCUGAAGCGAUACGUCAUUCCAUAACGUACAACUGUUGUGCAGAACCUUACAUUGAUGUGACGUACUACAUCAAGAUCAAACGAAAGCCUCUUUAUUACACUUUCAACGUGGUCCUGCCAUGUGUGUUCAUUGUGAUCGUCACACCGUUUUCGUUCCUUUUGUCCCCGGGGUGUGGAGAGAGGAUUCAACUGAGUAUCACUCUAUUGUUAUCUCUAACAGUUUUCCUCCUGUUUGUUGCUGAACAACUACCAGUCCAAUCCGAGGACGUGCCAUUAGUUGCUCGAUAUUUCAUAGCUGCAAUGUUAGUGCUGGUAUUUUCAAACAUGGCCUCUAUCAUAUCAGUUCACCUUUACCACAGAGGUUCCAAAAGAGACAAGCUCCCACGAAUGGCGAAACUGUUAGCAAUUAAAAUGGCACGACUUGUGUGUAUGGCGGAUAGAUUUGAUGACGGUAUUGAUAAAAGUAGUCCUGACGAUGGCAAUGCGGAAUUAAAAAGAUACGAUCAUAAACUUGCAAAAGUUGAAAAUGGAAUGUGUCAUUCAACAACGAGGAGAAGGCGUUUAACGAGUCAAAAAUACAAGGAAGCCGGUAGCCUUGAUUCAGUGAGUGGAGAGUACAAUAUAGUUCAUUGCCCAGAAGAGUGCACCAUUGUACAACUGGUGUAUGAUAUAAACAGCCAUUUGGCUAACCUCCAUGAAUAUAAAGCAACGUCACAAAAAGUAGACGCUAUCAAAAGAGAAUGGAAGAUGGUUGCGAUCGUAUUGGACAGAUGCCUGUUGUUUUCAUCCGUUAUGUUGAUUAUGCUUAUUUUAUUGUGCUUUAUGAUUUAUAACCCGGAACAAGAUUGAUUCAUGCUUGCUGCGUUGUAAAAUAAUAUUCCACACUUUUAAGAGAUUUUGUGCGUAAUGUGUAGAAUUAUGGUCAUCUGGGAAUCAGUUUUCUCCAUUGUAGUUUUACUUGACAGAUUGAAAAGAUAUACGUAAAAAAUCAAUAACAUAUAUCAAACGUUUUAGUAACGCUUUAUUAUGCACCUUGUCUAGAUACUUUAACCUAAUUGGUUUUUAGCUGCUUGUAAUUUGGUCAUACCUGG